CAAAGGCGCUCUAGACGUUACAAAAUAUCACGUGACAGGUUGCUUGUUCCUGGAAGUUAGCAUAAGUUGUCUCAAGCUAUUUUGGACGUCAAGAAGCUAACCAGCCAACUUUGCUGUAGCUAGCUGACUGAUAAGACAUGGCAAGUGCACCUCCCCUGGAGACCGGUGGAUUUGUGGGGCUCCCUCAGCCACCUUCAUAUGAAGAGGCAGUGGGUCCUCAGUACCAGGGUCCUGUGCUCCCUCCUGCCUACACCAAAGCUGCACAAUAUCCAUACCCAACACAGUCAUACAACCAAACAUAUCAACCAACAGCUCACAGUGCUACCAGUCCAAUAGUGUCAGUUCAAACUAUUUACGUCCAGCCGGGUGUGGUGUUUGGGGAUCUUCCAGUGCAGACACAUUGCCCUGCAUGUGCCCAGAUGGUGGUUACUCGGCUGGAACACACUUCUGGAACUAUGGCCUGGUUAACAUGCGUUGGCCUUUUCAUUUUUGGUUGCAUCUAUGGCUGUUGCCUGUUUCCUUUCUGUGUGGACGGUUUGAAGGAUGUCACACAUCGAUGUCCCAAUUGCAACAACAUUCUAGGAGAACACAAACGACUUUAAUUUUAAUUCCCUACUGAGCAUGCAUCCUUGGAGCAUGUCUCUAUUUUGAAUCGUAUAAUUGCAAAUACAGUCAGGCUAAAUAAUCAUGUUAAACAUGCAUAUUUAGAUGGUCAUUGUGUAGUUUACAGUAUAACCUUUAAGAUCUUUGUCCACUAAAUGACAGUAAAGAUAAUUUGCCAAUAUUGCACUUUCAAAUGAAGGAUUACUUUAUAUUAUAUACGCAAUCAGUUUGAAUAGUGAUGUUAGAGCUAAGACUGGUUGAUGUUCUUACUGUACAUUAUUAGAAACUGUAUCUUUUCUAAUCUGCAACCUGAUGUUUCAACUAUCUUUAUUACUUACUAGCAAAUUUAAAAGCAAGCUGAUAAUACAACAUUUUGGUCAAUUUGUUUUAGGCCUAAAUGCCUGGCUUUCGAUUGAAAGAAUGCGUGGCUUUAUAAAUCAUGUUAUACAAACAGUCACUUUGAGGAUGUUUUGAUAGACUGGAAUCCGGAAACAUUUGAGCGUUUCCUUAAAAUAGUAAUAUAUUUUUCUAAGUUUAUGGAUUCAUAAGGGUAUGAGUGAUUUUAUAAGUGCAGGCCAGGUGUAAACAAACCAUACACCCUGCAUACAUAAUUAUUUUACAUUCAUAUACUUUCUUGACCGUCCAGCUAAAUAAAACAAAAGCAAGUCAGCUUUCCAGAUUCCAUAGAUAGUACAAGGCAUAGUUUUUGCAAAUCAUACCAUUAAGGAAAUGUGAUUUUGUACAGCCCUUCAAACUGCUUUUAAGAUCAAAUGCAGCUCUGGGGCAACAUUUGACACUUCUCACUAUGUUGAUUAUGUUAAUUUCUAAAUAUAAUCUGUUACUUUUAGUAGCUACGGCUCCAAAUUGUAACCAUUAAUGUAAAUUCUGGAUUAGCCAAACUUAAGUUACAAUUUGAUUACUUUCCUGAUAAGAGGAGUUAGAAGACAAAAGGGAAGCAAUUGAAUAGCAACUAUUGCAAACUCAACAUUAUUUUAUACUGAUUCUAGCAAGCCAUACGGAUGUUGCAUUUUAUUUUAGUUCAAGGUAUUUCUAACCCAUUGCUUUCAAGUUCAACACAGACAAUACAAUUGAGCAAUUGCCACAUUCUUGUGGUGUUGGAAUUUUCGGAAGGUCCUAAUUUACCUUGAAUAAUAAGAUUCAAGGUAAAAUGGAAUUACAAGUGGGAAAUCCUAAAAUAGUAUUGUUGACCUUGCCCUUUCAGUGAAACAGUGACAAUUAUCAGUAUGGGUAAUGGAGAAAAUCUGACCAUUGUCAAUGUUAUGCAAGCUAGCUAGCAAAAAUUUGUUUUUGUUAAAUUUUGUUUGUCAAAAUAUUUCCUAUUCAAUUCAUUUCUGACUCAACACUUGCUUAUUAUUUCUGAUGAGCACUUUAUGUUUAUGUGUUUAAAAACGUGUGUUUUUAAAGUCAUAUUUCCACAUUCCAAUUACUGAAAUAUCCCUUGUUCUUGAAUAUAAUUGUACAUUAUUCGUUUUACUUGAUCACCUCAAAAUGAAGGAAUUACUACAUUUAAUGGUUUUAUUAUGAGAGUUUAUUAUACCAUUGUUUAAAAACAUUAUAUAUUUCAAGUGAAAUUCUGAUUUCUUUUGUCUGUUAGGCCUGUAUAAAUAAAUAUUUAAUCAGCACAAAUUAAAGCAAUAAAAUUCCCCA
Molecule: messenger RNA, 2271 nt
Organism: Esox lucius (northern pike)
Lineage: Eukaryota; Metazoa; Chordata; Actinopteri; Esociformes; Esocidae
Gene: litaf
Product: lipopolysaccharide-induced TNF factor
Exons: 4
Coding region: 138-602 (154 amino acids)
Molecular function (GO): zinc ion binding
Source: RefSeq, a predicted model, not a curated record